Molecule: messenger RNA, 471 nt
Organism: Dibothriocephalus latus
Lineage: Eukaryota; Metazoa; Platyhelminthes; Cestoda; Diphyllobothriidea; Diphyllobothriidae
Source: the annotation of a GenBank genome assembly
AUGAUCGGAAUUAAAACGGAUGCAUCACCGCCAGAUAAUAAAGCAGUAGACAACAAGCUUACUGGCGACAUACUCAAUCCACCCGCACAUGUCGUCCUGAUGCCGGAGCUGUCAAAUCCGACAGAGGGUGCGUUCGGGUCUCUCACAAACGGUACGCUAUCUGCAUCUGAAAAGCGUUCGAAGAUGCCGAAUGUAGCGUUCGGUAUGGUGUGUGGGAUUGCCGCAGGAUACGUAUGUGCCACAAUCGGCAGAUGGGUGAUAUUCCUCGUUGGUGUCGCCAUGAUUGGCCUCCAGUUCUUCGAGGUACCUAAGCAGCUCUUGAUAAACUGGGGACAAUUUGUGGACGGCGCUAAGUCUUUCCUUCAGCGAACUACAAAAUUCAAUCAAACCGCCACCAGCCUUUGUCGGGAGAAUCAAGUAUUCUUUGGAUCUUUUUGUGGCGGAUUCCUUAUCGGAUUGUCCUUCUUCUAA